Rhincodon typus (whale shark) is the source of this 4899-nucleotide messenger RNA. It is a transcript of the gene eif4ba, whose product is annotated as eukaryotic translation initiation factor 4Ba. The record is from RefSeq and is a predicted model, not a curated record. The coding region runs from base 107 to 1972 and encodes 621 amino acids. Lineage: Eukaryota; Metazoa; Chordata; Chondrichthyes; Orectolobiformes; Rhincodontidae. Gene Ontology annotation, molecular function: RNA binding. The transcript has 15 exons.
UUUAAACCAAACAAUCGCGAACCACAAAAUUUACCUUCCAACUGCCAAGAAGUUUAGGUGUCACGUGAGAUCGACAUCCGGGUUCUGUCAGUGGUCAUUCUCCAACAUGGCGUCUUCAGGGAAGAAGAAGCAGAAAAAGGGAAAGACUCUUACCCUGACUGACUUUCUGGCAGAGGAUGGUGGAGGGUCUACCCAGUUCUUUAUUCCCUCAAAGCCUGUCAGCUGGGCAGAUGAGACCGAUGACUUGGAUAGUGAAGUUUCAACUGCCUGGCCUGGUAUUGAAGAGGAUAUUUAUAAGCCUGCUAUUAACCGGGCAUUGCUACCAACAGCACCUCGUGCUGCUCGAGCACCGGAUGUUGAUAUGAACCGUAUUCCAAAGCAGCCACCCUACACAGCUUUUCUGGGCAAUUUGCCUUAUGAUGUGUCUGAGGACUCCAUCAGAAAGUUCUUCCAUGGAAUGAAUAUCAGUGCAGUGCGUUUGCCAAGAGAGUCCACCAAUCAAGACAGAUUGAAGGGAUUUGGUUAUGCCGAGUUUGAUGAUGUGGAAUCACUUAUGAAUGCUUUGAGUCUCAAUGAAGAGAUGUUGCAAAACCGAAGAAUAAGGGUGGAUAUUGCUGAUCAAGCCCAGGAAAAAGAAAGAGAAUCAGGCAGGGGAGGAGAUCGAGACAGAAUUCGGGAUGCGGAGAUGGAGUCUGAUUGGAGAGCUCGGCCAACAACUAACAGCAACGAUGAUUAUCCAUUAAGAAGGAUGGAAGAUUCAUUUGGGGACAGAACUAGGGACCGUUACGAGUCCCGUGACAGGGAUGGUCUUCGUCGAGAUGGGGACAGAUACAGGGAUGACGGCUUCAGGGAUCGUGGGUAUGACAGAGGUUCCCGGCGUGUGUUUGGCAGUGGCUUCAGAAGAGAUAAUUAUGAUGACAGGCGGAGUGAUGAUUUCCGAGGUGGUGGUGAUCGUUAUAGUGACCGUUACAAUGAUGGCUUUGACCGCUUUGAUAGAAGAGAUGACCGGAGAAGUGACUAUGGCUCAAGAGAUGAAAUGAGGCAUGAAGAUAGAGGUUCUAUGCAGAGACCUAAACUGAACCUCAAACCUCGCAGCAUUCCAAAAGAAGAAGUUGUCAGAGCUCCUCCAGCGCAGUCAUCUGGAAGAUCUGCAUCCAUAUUUGGGGCUGCCAAACCAGUAGAUACAACAGCUAAAGAACGUGAGGUUGAGGAGCGUUUGAAAAAAGAGCAAGAAAAGUAUCAGCGGCAAAUAGAGGAUCAAGAAAGAGGGAUUAAAGGGGUUAAGCAACCAAGGGAACGGCAUCCAAGCUGGCGCAGUGAGGAUCAGCUGGAACGUUCAAGGCCAGCUAGCGAUUCUUCACAGCCAACUGAUACCAGUGGUUCUGGAGGUCGGGCUACCGUUAGGAGAGAGAGUGAGAAGUCAUUGGACAAUGAUAUGUUCAACAAGGAGGAGGAACCACAGUCACCAGUGUCCAAAUCAACUAAACCAGACCAGAUUCCACUUAAGAUUGUACCUGCCCCCCCUCCUAAAGAAAAUGCCUGGACAAAGAGAACAGUUGGAGGUUCCAGUAGUAACCAGAGUGCUGAAGCAGAAGUCACAGCACCUCUCUCACCUGCUAGUGCGCUAUCAAAUAAACCACUUGGUUCGCCAAGUGGUAAAGCUGGCCUAGUUUCACCUACGCAUACGAAUAUGAAGACCUCAUUUAAGGAUGAUAAAGCAGAAUCUGAAAUAAAAGAUAAAACCUCACCCAAAGAGCGUGGUGGUGCAAGUGGUAUGAGCCGGGGACAAAAUGAUGGCAUCAACAAGGAUCGAAGGAAGGAGCCAGACAGGAAAGAUAAAAAGGGCCGUGAUUCAAAACCUGUAACUGAGCCAAAGAAAUAUGAAGAAUCACCCACUCCUAAAUUCAGCUCAGCCAGCAAAUAUGCUGCUUUGAUGAUCGAUGCAGAUGAAGAUGAUGACAGUACAGACUAAAGUUCUAGUCGAGGAAAACACAUCACUUUUCCCCUUUUCAGAGAACUGAAAGAAUGAACUUCAAUUAAAAUGUGACCGUUAACAACCCAUAUGGCUUACAUCUCCCGGAACUUUUUCUUGCAUGCUGCUGCAGCCAUUGAACAUGAAACGUAUGGAGAUUUCAUCAUCCAUUUUAAAAACAUGUCAACCUCAGGCUUUUGAGAAAACAUUGUGUGCAGUAGUUAGAAUGGUAUUUUACAUUUGAAUAUUCCUUAUUUUCUUUUGACUUAAGCAGGUAGAGUUUGGCAAAAAAAUUUAAUAGUGGAAGCAGUGGGCCAUGGAAUGAGAGAAAUUAUAACUGUUGGUGCACUUUUUAAGAUAAAAUAAAAUGGGCUAGUGUGACUGGUGCAGAUAGUUUUCACAAUUUUGGUGCUCCUUCCAAAACUUCAGAUGGUGUUUUUAAAAAAGAAUAAGAAUUGGAAAAAAAAAUGAGAUCUGGGCCGCAGUCAGCCAAAUGUUGUUAUUUCUCUUUUCUGAUUUCUACCAUGACAUCCAAAUUAGUCAACCUGUUACUGGAACUAAUCUUGAGUUUCUACAACUGACGUUGCUGAAUUCCCAACAAUUUGUUUUGCUUUUCUCCCAUAAAUUUGGAUGGGUUAUGCUUUCCUUACUGUCAAAUUGCUUGUAUUUCUGUCAUCAGGUGAGACUAUUGUUGGGGCCAAAUAUGCACCUUGUACUUCCAUCUGUAAACUAAUAUGCGUUGGGGUUAGUGGCCAAUUGUGGUGUUUUGUUUCAGGAUGUCUGUUUCUGAAAGCACUAAUACUUAAUUUUGACCAAUAUGCAUGCAUAGUGCCAUUUUAAAAAAAAGUUAAUGUCCUCACACAGGUUGAGAUUGCAACAGACCAUCAUUACCAAAGUCAAGAUAUUAUUUGCAGUCUAAUUUUAACAAUAUUUAGUCAGUGCAUCUUUGUUUUUUAUAGUUUUUGAAAGUCAUUCAAGUAAAAUUUGAAACUGCAGAUUCCAGGCUUACGCAGUUGUGGCAUUGUUUUAGUUAUACAUAUAUGUAUGAGCUAAGACUUACAAACUAAUAACAGAAUUUUAUGUGCUGAUCAAAAUAAAUUUUAUAUGAAAGUGAAUUAGACAAGCACGUCAAAUAUGUUGAAAACACUGGGAUUGGUUUUUAUUCUGUUUCUGCUGCUUCCAUGCGCUGAUCUUUUAAGUGCAUAAAAUUCCCUAAUUAUAUGUAAAAGGAUAUCUGGCUGCAGCCUUAAGUCCUAGACAUUUGCAAGACAAUGGGGGGGGGGGAAAAUUGCUUUGACUUGCAAAUGUCCAACAUUAAAAGGCUGCUAGUUGUACCAGUAUGGUUUCUACAGUCAAGACGGCAUUGGUACUCUUGAUACACUAAUUCCAGUUUCCAUACAGUAAUUUAGAGCAAUCUCAAAACUGCUUUCCCAGCAAAUGAGUAUAUAGGACAUUACCCUUAACUUUAGUACAUCUGAAGCAGUCUUUACAUAGGUUGUAAUUGCAGGUACAGUUGAGUGCUGUUCCAAGUUGAGCAUUGUAAGGAUAACUUAACACUGUCUAAACUGCUGUACUUGACCUGAAUGGAACACAUUUCCUGCAAACCAGCGACCCUUCACAGUACAAAAAAAUAUGUAUUUUAAUUUUUUUUUUCAGUUUACUGAGAUUAAAACACAUUUGAUUUAUAAGGUAACAGAAAUAGAUUCCAUUUCAUAGUACUCAAAUCCAUCUGGUUUACAGCCAAUGCUAUUCAUGAAGGUAAUCACCUUUUUUUUUUGUCUGUACUUGACAACACAUCCUAGCAGAGCUGAAAGGGCUUAAAUUCUUAUAGCUCAUAUUAGUGCAGCUCUGUCUUGCAAAACACAAGCAUUUUGACAAAAUUGCAUUCUUUUCCUGAAUUUUUAGAUGAUCAGAUUCAGACUUUGGGGAAAAAAAGACAUUUUAUAGUGGGAAAAUUAAAUGCCUGUCUUGAAUCAUUUUGCUAACGUUAUUUGGGGCAUAAACUACAAAUUUUAAAAAUUGAGUCCUGCAAUUAGAUUCCAAGUUUGUUUUUCAGUUAUGUUGGGUCUGUAGGUCAUUGAAAACUGCCCUGAGUCUUUUGUUUUCCUCUUCAGGAAACAAAAAUUGUAUGAUUCUAUUUAGUUUGCCUUUCUACUAAACAAAUCUUCAAUGAGAUUACUGUGGUCACAUUGAAAUGUGUGUGACUCGGGUCUAAACCAGUGAUCAGGACUCUGUGCACUUGCUCUUCAUAAUGAGUCAUUGACAACAAAUCUAAGAAAAUCAAAACCCACAUAUUGCUUGCCAUUUGUUUGGCGAUCCAUUUGAUAUACAGUACUAAUUUACCUAGUCACUAGCAGUUCAAACUGGACUCUUUAACUGCUUGUUAAAGCCCCCUUAAUUUCUCACCCACUGCUUAACUGCUCUCAAGUAGCAGUGUUUUUCUCUUUUAUCAGACUUAGUGUCAUUUUAUGGCUGCAGUGGUUUGUACUAAUAUUAAAGCAGUUUCAUCUGGUAGGAAUAGGUUUGUUGAGUUCAUAAUGUCAGCUGAAGUAUUUUGAUGGGCAAAAAAUUGGAAAUCUUUGUGUAUAGUACAUUUUAAAAUUGGCUGAAAGAACUUAAAUUUAUAACUCUAGAAUUCUUGGUUAUACAGGUCCAAAAAGAAGUCUGUGUCUUGAGAAAUUGAGUUUUAGACGCAGGUAUUUAUUGGUAAGACUCCUAAAUGAGGCCCUUCCCUCCAUUUUAAAAGAAUUUAAUGAAUUAGUUUACACCACAUCACCAUUCAGAGGACUUAUGUAAAAUUUGUAUAAUACCUUCUAUUAAAAAAAGAUUUGUACUCUAUAGUCUGCUUUCCAGGAGAUGUCUUUUAUUAUCAUGUAUAAUGCCCCAUCAGUUUUCCUUCCAAUAAACUAAUCUUUGGAAUACCUUCA